UGCCUCCCAGAUGCCCUUUUGCCUCCCCGGUGUUGCUGGGCCCGUGGUCCUGUCCUGCCUCAGCCCUGCAGAGCAGUGUGCCUCGGUGGCUUUCCAGUCAUGACCCAGGAGCCCAUGAGCAUGGUGGGGAAGUGUGACACCAUCUACAAGGGCUUUGCUGGCUGCCUCAUCAGCUUGGGGGACAGCAUGGUGCAGAGCGUCCAGCGGCAGCAGGAGAGCGGCCAAGAGGUGCAGGAGCUGGACUCCAUCUGCAAGUCCUGGGACGACUUUCAUGCGUGUGCCAGUGGGGUCCUGUCAAGCUGCCCUGAGGAGGCAGCCGCCAUCUGGGAGUCGCUGCGUGAGGAAUCCCGCAAGAUCCAGUUCCAGGGAAACCUGCAUGAGCUAUGCAGCACCCGGGCCCAUGUGGCCAGCGCCCGGGGCUUACCAGCUGCUGAGACCAACCAGGAGACGCUGCGAGGCUCAGCUGCCCCCGUGCUCCUCAGCCUCCUGCCCUUGCUGGUCCUGCCACUGCUGGUGCCCUGGGUCUAGCCCUGUGGCAGUGCUGGGGCCCCUUUCCACCCGACCUGGCUCAGGACAUCCCCAGGAUCCAUUUGAGGAUGAGGAUCCAGGAGCAUCACCUCUGCUGCAGCAGGGAGGCCUGUGCACUAGGGCCGGUGGUGGGGACGUUGCCUUGCUACCCACAUCGCAGCCCUCACGGCCAGCGCCGAGCCCUGGGGCCAGCCCAGCUGCAGCACAGCAGAGCUCUGCCCCAAUGAGGCAGCUCAGGGGGUGGUGGCAUUUCAGGUAGCCGCCUCUUCAAGUGCCACUGCCUCUGGGGAUGUCCAACAGCCCUGCCAGUCCAUGCUCGGGGCUGUGGUCGCCACAUAGUGGAGGCCUGUCCUGAGAGACAAGGGCUGCACCCACCCUGUAGAGCCAGGCCUAUUCCCAGGGCUGUUUUGGGCUCCCUCUUCCUUGGGGUCCCAGCACCACUAGGGACAGCUCUGAUGCCACUGAGGGACCUGAGCGAGAGGAGGCUGCAGGGUGGCCCUUGCCCUUGGCGGGGGUUAUUGCCAGCAGCUCAGUCCCUCGCUAUCCCCACGCAAGGUGAACCCAGCCCUCUUGGUCCCUCAUCCCCUGUGGCCUCAGUGCCCAUGUUGUGCCCACCGCCAGGCCCGUUUUAUGGGGGCAUAGUCUUCUUUCUCUACUGGAUCACUUCAGAUGGAUUUAUAUUUAUAU
Molecule: messenger RNA, 1215 nt
Organism: Struthio camelus australis
Lineage: Eukaryota; Metazoa; Chordata; Aves; Struthioniformes; Struthionidae
Source: RefSeq, a predicted model, not a curated record